Messenger RNA from Nicotiana tabacum (common tobacco), 2137 nucleotides. Its product is annotated as putative galacturonosyltransferase 10. Gene Ontology annotation, molecular function: polygalacturonate 4-alpha-galacturonosyltransferase activity. The record is from RefSeq and is a predicted model, not a curated record. Lineage: Eukaryota; Viridiplantae; Streptophyta; Magnoliopsida; Solanales; Solanaceae.
UCGAUCAAUUCAAUCAAUUUUUUUGCAGUUAUUUUCUCACGCUUUUUCCUUGUUCUCAAGACAAAAAUUGAAUAAACAAAAAAAAUUAUGGAACUCAAAAUACCGUUUCAUAUGCAACAUUCGGCGUUGUUGUAGAUCUAUCUGACAUCAUUCUUCUCUACCCAAAUCUUCAACUUUCACCAUUAUCUUUGAUUUGUUCCCCAAAGUGUACUGUUAGUAAAGCAACUGUUUCGCAGAUUUACUCUGAACAAACACUCGAAAUUUUGUUUUAGUUAGUAGUCGCCGGAAAAUGAGGAGGAGGAACUCGGAUUUCCGGCGGCCGGUAAGGCGGCGAUUCUCCAAUGUGUUUUGGUUAACUGUGUGUGGAUUGGCUAUAUUGCUGCUCAUCAUUUUGCUCAGCAGAGAAACUCGCGAUUCAUCGUCUAGAUUGGUUUAUACUAAGAGGCCAUAUAGACAUGAUAGAAGUGGGGAUGGUCUCAACAUCACUGAAGAAAUGCUGAGGCCGGAAUCAAUGGCACGACAACUUAAUGAUCAGAUUUCUCUCGCUAAGGCAAUUGUCGUAAUUGCAAAAGAAAGCAACAACCUUCAAUUUGCAUGGGAACUAAGCGCUCAAAUCCGCAACUCACAGAUGCUUCUUUCUAAUGCUGCAUCAAGAAGAAGUCCCUUGACGAACAGAGAAUCAGAAAAUGCAAUUCGAGAUAUGGCACUUCUGCUUUACCAAGCCCAGCAAUUUCACUAUGACAGUGCAACCAUGUUUAUGAGACUGAAAGCUAAAAUCCAAAGCCUUGAAGAACAGAUGAACUCCUUCAGUGAGAAGAGUUCAAAAUAUGGACAAAUAGCUGCUGAAGAAGUCCCUAAAAGUCUGUACUGCCUUGGUGUCCGGUUAACAGCUGAAUGGUUCAGAAGUUCAAAUUUGGAGAGAAAACUCAAGGAAGAAAAGCAAGUAGCUGCCAAACUUGUGGACACCGGUCUGUAUCAUUUCUGUGUAUUUUCUGACAACAUCCUUGCAACUUCAGUUGUGGUGAAUUCAACAGCUAUGAAUUCCAAGAAUCCUGAUAUGGUCGUCUUCCACCUUGUAACUGACGAGGUGAACUACGCUGCAAUGAAGGCAUGGUUCACCAUGAACAGUUUCCGAGGAGUGACUGUUGAUGUACAGAAGUUUGAAGACUUUAGUUGGUUAAAUGCUUCAUAUGUACCUGUUCUCAAACAACUUCAAGACUCUGACACCCAGAACUACUACUUCUCUGGCAACCAUGAUAACAGCCGAACUCCGAUCAAGUUCAGAAACCCUAAAUAUCUAUCUAUGCUUAACCAUCUGAGGUUCUAUAUUCCAGAAGUUUUUCCUGCACUGAAGAAGGUUGUAUUUCUUGAUGAUGAUGUUGUAGUGCAGAAGGAUCUUUCAGCUCUGUUCUCCAUAGACAUGAAUGGCAAUGUAAAUGGUGCAGUGGAGACUUGCAUGGAGACAUUUCAUAGAUAUCACAAGUACCUAAAUUAUUCUCACCCACUUAUACGUCAACAUUUUGAUCCUGAUGCAUGUGGGUGGGCCUUCGGGAUGAAUGUUUUCGAUUUGGUUGAGUGGCGAAAAAGGAAUGUUACUGGCAUAUAUCAUUACUGGCAGGAAAAGAAUGUCGACCGCACUUUGUGGAAGCUUGGCACACUACCACCUGGACUGCUGACCUUCUAUGGAUUGACAGAGGCUUUGAAUCCUUCAUGGCAUGUCUUAGGUUUGGGUUACACGAAUGUCGAUUCCAAAUUGAUAGAAAAGGGGGCUGUGCUGCAUUACAAUGGUAACUCAAAACCCUGGUUGAAGAUUGGUAUCGAAAAGUACAAACCUCUUUGGGAAAAAUAUGUUGAUUAUGGUCAUCCUUUAUUACAACUUUGCAACUUUCACUAAAUUGGGAUUAUUGAUUUAUCGUAGUUCUAAUAGAAGUGGUGGUCAUUGAUAAAUUUAUCGUUCUGGAAAUCCGUAAGGGACUCUGUGAGAUCGGAAGGUCUUAACUAUUGUAAUCUCUGUAUUUAAACAGUUUUCCAGUUUAUUGUAGUAUAGACUUAAAGCAUCAAGGCAUCAAAAUUGUCAUCUUCUCUUGUUAUAUGAUUCUAUUAGUCAUAAUGGAUAUAAUUUUGUGCUGUUGUAUGA